This is a messenger RNA of Eriocheir sinensis (Chinese mitten crab), 4619 nucleotides long. Its product is annotated as delta(14)-sterol reductase TM7SF2-like. NCBI's taxonomy places the organism in Eukaryota, Metazoa, Arthropoda, Malacostraca, Decapoda, Varunidae. Gene Ontology annotation, molecular function: oxidoreductase activity, acting on the CH-CH group of donors, NAD or NADP as acceptor. Gene Ontology annotation, cellular component: nuclear inner membrane; endoplasmic reticulum membrane. The transcript has 11 exons. Gene Ontology annotation, biological process: sterol biosynthetic process. The record is from RefSeq and is a predicted model, not a curated record. Bases 330 to 2330 code for a protein of 666 amino acids.
CUCAUUUACCAUUAUUCUUUUUUCUUAUCAAGUGAGUUUUUUCUUUGAUUUUGACGUUUGUGUAAUAAUUAUAGAAAACAACAUCAACAAACAAGCAAAGAAAAAAAACAUACUGGGUUGUCUUACUCCUAAAUGUGCAUGAUAAAAGGAAAAGUUGGAUAAGAAAGAAAGAGAAAGGAAAGAAAAAGGAGGAAAAAUAAUAUAAUAAGUGAAGGAAACGAGAAAUAGAAUAUACGUUUUGUGUUUACAGGAAUAUACUUACUGUUUGUGUUUGUCUGUGUUGCUGUGUGUGUUUGUGCGUUUUGAAGAGUAAUAAUAAUAAUACACGAAUGAAACAAGAAAGAAAAGAAGGAAAAGAAGACCAACCUCGCAACAUGGAGAAUAAUAAGACAAAGAAGAUGCCGCGGUUCAAAAUCAACGAGGAGGUGAUGGCGCGCUGGCCGGGCUCGGCGCUCUACUUCAAGGGCUGGAUAGUGGAUUUCAAUGACAUUGAGUACCAGAUCCGCUUUGAUGACGAGGCCCAGACAGAGUUUGUGGUGAAGUACAAGGACGUCAAGAGCAAGAACGAGUUCCUGAAGCGUUCAAGCAGCAAGGGGCGACGCUCACAAAGUCGGGGCAGGUCCAGGAGUCGGGGGCGCCCCAGCCGAGGGAGGAGUCCAGGGCGGCCCCAGAGCCCCGCCAGGAACAGGUCCCCCUCCAAGAAGAGCCCCGGCCGCCCCUCCAGGAAGCUCCUCGCUGAACGCCAGAAACUUUUGACGGAACAGAAGGCGGAGACACUCACCACCACCACCACCACCACCACGGAGGAGGUGACGGUGUUGACCCGAGGCGCGCAGGAGGCCGAGACGCUGACCUGGGCCAAGAAUGAGUCCCCGGUACCCACGGUGAGGCCCAGGCUGGCGCGGGCGGACCUCCACACCCCGCGCACCUCCACCCCCACCAGGCAGUCCCCGCGCUUCUCCUCCAUGAACGAGAAGGCAAAUGACGUCGAGGUCAACAACGUCAAACCACGCUCCGAGACCAAGACAGGGAACACAGUGAAGAGGCCGGGGGUGGGUAGCAAGCUGUGCGGUGUGGCCUGCGGACUGGGCAAGCUGGUGAAGGGCCUGCUGCAUGCCCUGGUGCCCUCCGUCGCAACCAUCACCACUGUGCCCGCCCUCGUCAUCAUGCUGGCCCUACCUGUUGUUCUUAACGAGAUGUGCACGAAGAAAAAAUGCACGGUGACCGAGUUCCCGGCCAUCCCUCGCUUGGUGCAGUACUACUAUGACCCCAUGGUGGUGGCGGCCGUGCUCGGCUUCUCACUGGUGCAGGCGUUGCUGUGUCUGGUGCCGUUGGGAAAGACCGUACAGCCCAUGAGUGGUGUCUCUGUGCGCUGCAACGGGUUCGUGGCCGUGGUGUUAACGCUGGCAGUGGUGCCGGUCUGCCUCUACAUGGACUACAACAUCCUGGUCUUCUACUCCAAGUUCCGUCACGUCAUGGCCACCUUCAUUGCCCUGGGCGUGCUGCUGUCCCUGGUCAUGUAUGUGAAGGGCGGCUACGCUCCCAAGGACGCCCGAAGCCCCGCCGGCAAUACGGGCUGCUUCCUGCCGGACCUGUUCAACGGCCGGGAGCUGACGCCGGUUGUCCUGAGGCUCGAUAUCAAGUUUGUGAUGCUGCGGAUUGUGUGUCUAGCGCAGCUCCUGAUCAACGCUGUCUUUGUGGUGAAGGACUUACAGGCUCAACCCGGCCAGUACAGCCCCACCCUGCUGCUGGCCGCCACCAUGCAGAUCUUCUACGCGGCCAACUGGGUCUGGUUCGAGGACGCCUUCUUCACCACCUACGAUUACCAGAAACACGGCUUCGGCCUCCUCCUCAUCCUGGCCGACCUGGGGAUGCCCUUCAUCUUCCCCAUCUUCAGUAGAUUCGUCCUCAACCACAGAACCGAGCUUGAGUGGUACUGGCUGACGGCGAUCACCCUGCUCAACCUGACGGGCUACACCAUCUGCCGCGGCGCCAACAACCAGAAACACGCCUUCCGCAGCAACCCCUCGGACCCCGCCCUGGCCCGUCUUGAGAGCCUCCCGACGGCCUCUGGGUCCCGGCUGCUGGUGUCCGGGUGGUGGGGCCUCGUGCGCCACCCUAACUACCUCGGGGACAUCCUCAUCAUUUUGUCCUGGGCCUUCGUGUGUGGCUUCACGCACGCCCUGCCGUGGGUGGUUCUGGCAGUGGACGUGAUCUUCCUGGUGGUGCGGACCCUACAGGUGGAGGCCGGCUGCAGGAAGAAGUAUGGGACCGCCUGGGACAGCUACACCAAUAGGGUCAGAAGUCGCCUCGUACCCAAGGUCUUCUAGAUCCACCCCUGCCUCACGCUACCCUCGUCCAUCGGAGAGGUGUCUAAGAAAAGUUAUAAGAAAGGAAAGUUUAAGAAUAAGUUUGAAAUAGGUUAUAUAUAUGUGUGUGUGAAGGAGUGAAUAUUGCUAGCCAUGACAAAUCACUAUAUGGUUCCUGACGUGAAGAAAUGUAACCUUAGUAGUCAGGUAAUUAUUAAAUGAAGGAAGGUCACCAUUAAGAUAUAAAAUUAUUGAUUGAAACUAGAAAAUUAUUGAUGUAAACUAAAUACUAAGAAAAGGAUAAUCUGGGAGUGAUAAUCAUAUUCGUUAUGGAAGAAGUUAAGAAAUAUGCAAUCAGAAAAGGAAUCAUGUGAGUUAGUGAAGAAGUGAUCGUAUGGAAGAGAAAAAUAUGCUCGACAAACAUAUGCUUAGUAAAGAAAGUUCACCAUAGAAGUUAGUGAAGAAAUAGGAUCAUAUAGAAGAUAUAAUCAUUUGUUAAAGAAAAAAGUUAAGCAUAUGACUUAUAAUUUAAAAAGUAUGUGAGUCAGUGAAGAAAAACAGUUGUACAAAAGAGAUAGAGUAAAAAUAAUGAACAUACGAUUAGGAAAGGAAGUUCACCAUGGAAGUUAAGUGAAGAAGAGGAUUGUAUGAAAGAGAUAAUCAUUUGUUAAAGAAAAAAAAGUUAAGCAUAUGACUUGUAAAAAAAGUACAUGAGUUAGUGAAGAAAAACAAUUGUACAAAAGAGACAAUGAGUAAAAAAUAAUGAACGUACGAUUAGGAAAGGAAGUUCGCCAUGGAAGUUUGUGAAGAAAGAGGAUCAUAUGGAAUCAAUAACCAUACGUCAAAGAAAAUAAUGAAUAAAGGACUAGUAAAAGAAGUACGUAUAUAGAAGUUACUGAAGAAAAUCAAUUGCAUGGAAGAGAUCAACAAACACACAAUCAUUAAAAGAAUCAUAGACGUUAGUGAAGAAAUUGGAUCAUAUGAAAGAGAUACUCGUUAAAGAAGAAAAUAAUUGCAAUAAACAGUAAAGGAAGCAUAAGGAUAGGUAAUUACAGGUGUAGGAAACGGACCUAGGCUGUGAUUCACCUUCGCUCAUUACGUAACAACACACCCACUGGCCUUGUGUUGCGAUGUGUGUGCGUAUGUGUGUGUUGCGGUUUGUGUGUGUGUGCGUACGUGCCUCACCUCACCACCACAUAUAUGCACACACAUACGCACACACAUUGACCCACUCUGCCCCCUAGUGGUUGUUGUUGUUACCUCACCGGUCGUAAUAAUAAUAAUAAUAAUAAUAACACAAAAAACAAAAAAAAUCACAGCAGAGUCUAUUAUUACCGUUUUUAUAAAGGAGAGAAGAGGAUAAAGAUGAUUAAUAAUGAGGAUAAUGUAAGCUGUUUUUCUCUCAAGCUGUAAAUAGUUCACUUGACGCGGAAUCUUGUAUUUUUUAUUUUAUUUUUUUUUAAUUGAUUUGCCGAGCCUGACUGACGGACCGACGGAAGGAAGGAAGGAAGAAUUAAAAGGAAGGGAGGGAGGAAGGAAGGAAGGGAGAGUUGAAAGGAGACAGAUGAAAGGAAGAAAGAAAGGCAGGAUGGAAGGAAGAGUUGAAAAGAGACAUGAAAGAAAGGAAGGAAGAAAGGGAGAAAGAGAGGGAGUAAGGAAGGAAGAGACAAAUGAAAGAAAGGAAGAAAGAGAGGGAAAGUUGAAAGAGAGGGAGUAAGGAAGGAAGGGAGAUUUAAAAGGGAAACAGAUGAAAGGAAGGAAGGAAGGAAGGAAGGGACAGAGAGAGAGAGAGUUAAAGGGAGGGAGUGAGUGAGUGAGUCAGACGGAAAUGAUGCAAUGCUCUAGUGUAAGUACAAAAUGUAUAUAGUCUAUAUUUUUAAGCCACAGAUCUUUCUUUUGUUUUUUCUUUACGUACACAAAUCUAUAAAUCGGAGAGGAGAAAAAAAAGCUCUGUAGAAAGAGAGAUAGAGAGAGAGAUUAAUGCUGGAAAAACAGAGAAUAAAUGAAUAAAUAAGGAAGACUGUUUCUUAAGAUUCGACAUUUGAGGAAGGAAAAAAAAUUAGGAAACGAUUCUUAGCGGUAAAAAAAUAAAGUAUUGUAUUAUAAACAGUGCUGAGAGGGGAGGAUAUACGCCACCUGUCACCCCCUUCACCCUCCCCCUUCCUGUCACCCAACCACCCCCAUACACACACACAUCCCCCUCCCUCUGCCUCUCCCCACCCCCCCAAGCCUUACUUGAUAUCAUGGGGGGGGGAAUACACACACACACACACACACACACACACACACACACACACACACACACACACA